CGCUGCGCGUUUUGUUUGUUGUGGAAUGUGUGUGGGUGGGUGGAUACGAAAACCUGCAGGCGGCCGCUAUUUCUGGCUCGCUAAAUUGAUCCUGGCAAGGAGCUCAUAGCUGUAUCAAGUGCUGUGGUUACUGCCAUACUACUUACCGAGGAUUCGGCGGGUUUUAUAGCCUCUGUUUCAACACAGGAUAUCGAGAUGAAUAGCAAGAAGAGACGUCCUCCAGGCCUGAAAAUAUCCAUGUCUGAAUCUCCCAGCCCAUCAGACAUGGCACCGCCGCGCAACCUGGACGUGCGCACCACGCUGCGCAUCGGCACCGACACGCUGGAGGUGCAGGCGGCCGACCUCGACCUGCUGGAGAACCUGGGCCGCGGCGCAUACGGCACCGUCGACCGCAUGCGGCACCGGCCCACCAGCACCGUCAUGGCCGUCAAGCGGAUCCCGGCGACGCUCAACUCGGACGAGACGAAGCGCACGCUAAUGGACCUGGACAUCUCGAUGCGCACACUCGACUGCGACUACACGGUGCAGUUCUACGGCGCGCUGUUCCAGGAGGGCGACGUCUGGAUCUGCAUGGAGGUGAUGGACCAGAGCCUGGACAAGUUCUACCAGAAGGUGUUCGGCCGCGGCGAGACCAUCCCGGAGCCGAUCCUGGCUCGGAUCGCCUACUCGGUGGUGUCAGCGCUGCACUACCUUCACACCAAGCUGAAGGUCAUUCACCGAGACGUAAAGCCGUCCAACACGCUUUGCGACCGGCACGGUCGCGUCAAGCUCUGCGACUUCGGAAUCUCCGGCUACUUGGUCGACUCGGUGGCCAAGACGAUCGAUGCCGGGUGCAAGCCGUACAUGGCGCCGGAGCGAAUAAACCCGACGGGCGACAAGAGCUACGACAUCCGCUCGGACGUCUGGAGCCUGGGCAUCUCCAUGAUCGAGAUCGGCACCGGUCAGUUCCCGUACCGGAUCUGGGGCACGCCGUUCGAACAGCUGAAGCAGGUGGUGACCGAUCCGGCGCCGCGCCUGCCCAGACAGGGCUUCUCGCGACACUUCGAGGAGUUCGUGGCGCUCUG
Molecule: messenger RNA, 1064 nt
Organism: Pollicipes pollicipes
Lineage: Eukaryota; Metazoa; Arthropoda; Thecostraca; Pollicipedomorpha; Pollicipedidae
Gene: lic
Product: dual specificity mitogen-activated protein kinase kinase lic
Biological process (GO): stress-activated MAPK cascade; protein phosphorylation
Molecular function (GO): MAP kinase kinase activity; ATP binding
Source: RefSeq, a predicted model, not a curated record